AUGGAGGGUAGUCCCAGUCUUAAACCAGUGCAAUCAGCACGCUCAAUUUCGGACUCCUUAUCGCCUCUGCGGGAGGCGCUGUUCGUCACGAUUGUUUGCAUGGCCCAAUUCAUGACCCAAACGAACGUGGGCGUUUGUCUAUCCCCACUCGACAUUAUUGGGGAAAGUUUCGAUAUUGAGGACUCUGGUAUCGAGAGCUGGUUCCUCGCCGGGUAUUCAUUGACUGUCGGUACUUUCAUCCUCGUCUUCGGGCGAUGUGGAGACCUAUUUGGAUACCGGCGCAUGUUUCUCUCUGGGUUCAUCUGGCUUGCGGUAUGGUCGCUAGUAGUCGGAUUUAGUGUGUUUUCCAACCACAUUUUGUUUAUCUUCGCGCGCGUCAUGCAGGGCAUUGGUGCUGCGAUGAUGUUACCGAAUGGAUUGGCUAUCCUGGGACACACUUACCCACCCGGCAAGAAGAAGGCAAUGAUCUUUGCUCUCUUCGGAGCUGUUGCUCCUAACAGUGCUGUAUUGGGGGCUGUGUUUGGAGGGAUAUUCGGGCAGCUUGUUUGGUGGCCCUGGAUGUUCUGGGUUCAGGCUAUUGUGUCUGUUAUCUGUGCCAUUAUAGGCUUCAUCGUCGUGCCUUCGAUUCACCAUGAUGCCCCGCGGGACAUCAGCACAUUUUCUGGCCUCAUGAAGGCGCUCGACGCCCUUGGUUCAUUAUGUGGAGUUGGAGGGCUGAUAUUUGUGAAUAUUGCCUGGAACCAGGCCCCAACGGCAGGCUGGAGCACACCCUAUGUAUACGUGCUCCUGGUCAUCGGCCUUUUGCUAAUUGCCGCCUUCUUCAUCGUGGAAUUCCGCAUAGCGGAGCAUCCUUUAAUCCCCUUUCACGCAUUCAGUCCUGACGUCUCGUUCGUGUUGGGCUGUAUCGCGUGUGGAUGGGGCGCAUUCGGUACAUGGAUUUGGUACUUUUGGCGAUUUGAGAUGGAGUACCGCAACACGAGUCCGCUUCUAGCGACCGCACAAUUCACACCAGUGGCGCCAAUGGGUAUCGUUGCCUGCUUCGUCACUGGAUUCCUUAUCUCUCGACUGCGUCCUGGCUGGAUCAUGAUCAUGUCGAUGGGUGCCUUUACGCUGGGCAAUAUUUUUAUUGCCAUCGCUCCAGUCGACCAAACAUACUGGGGCUUGACAUUUGUCUGCCUUUUAGUGAUCCCUUGGGGCAUGGACAUGUCGUUCCCGGCGGCUACUCUAAUGCUAUCGAACACUGUUGAAAAGAAACAUCAGGGUGUCGCAGCAUCAUUGGUGACUACGAUUGUUAACUACAGUAUUUCGCUGAGUCUGGGCUUUGCAGGCACGGUAGAGAUGCAUGUUAAUAAUGGGGGCUUGACUUCAGCUGAUACCUUGAAGGGUUACCGGGGAGCGCUAUACUUCUCCACCGGGCUCGGUGGCUUGGGCAUCGUACUCAGUGUGAUAUUCACACUGAGAAGUUAUUGGGAAGAGAGGAGGCCAAGACCGGUGAAAGAAAAGUGGCCUGAUGAGGCGUUCUCAGAGCCAGUAUCCGACGAGUAA
This is a messenger RNA of Penicillium atrosanguineum, 1545 nucleotides long. RefSeq names its product MFS transporter. NCBI's taxonomy places the organism in Eukaryota, Fungi, Ascomycota, Eurotiomycetes, Eurotiales, Aspergillaceae. Gene Ontology annotation, biological process: transmembrane transport. Gene Ontology annotation, molecular function: transmembrane transporter activity. Gene Ontology annotation, cellular component: membrane. The transcript has a single exon. The record is from RefSeq and is a predicted model, not a curated record. Bases 1 to 1545 code for a protein of 514 amino acids.